This is a messenger RNA of Actinia tenebrosa (Australian red waratah sea anemone), 1482 nucleotides long. RefSeq lists its product as uncharacterized. Gene Ontology annotation, cellular component: myosin II complex. Gene Ontology annotation, molecular function: calcium ion binding. Lineage: Eukaryota; Metazoa; Cnidaria; Anthozoa; Actiniaria; Actiniidae. The record is from RefSeq and is a predicted model, not a curated record.
AACAAAAAAAUUGAUCAAGUUGGUUACUGGGUGCAGGACAGACACACAGUGAAGAUUUUACCCAUUUACACACUUUAUAUUACCCUUAAAACAACAUAAUACACAACUGCGACAAUGGCAACUGCAUACAGAAAAGGAGGUGGUCUUGGUGCUGGACAGCGAAAAAAAACUGGUCCCAAACCUGAGCUGACAGAGGAACAGAAGCAAGAAAUAAGAGAAGCAUUUGACUUGUUUGAUACUGAUGGCUCUGGAACAAUAGAUGCUAAAGAACUAAAGGUUGCAAUGAGAGCUUUGGGUUUUGAGCCAAAGAAAGAAGAAAUAAAGAAAAUGAUAUCAGACAUUGACAAAGAUGGCUCAGGUACAAUCGACUUCAAUGAGUUUCUACAGAUGAUGACAGCAAAAAUGAGUGAAAAGGAUUCCAAAGAAGAAAUAUUGAAAGCUUUUAAACUCUUUGAUGAUGAUGAAACGGGCAAAAUAUCAUUUAAAAACCUAAAGAGAGUAGCAAAGGAAUUAGGCGAAAAUUUAACAGAUGAAGAACUGCAGGAAAUGAUAGAUGAAGCAGAUAGAGAUGGUGAUGGAGAAAUCAAUGAGGCAGAAUUCCUUCKUAUAAUGAAGAAAACAAGUCUAUAUUAAGCCCUGUACUACACACAGCUAUACUUAUUUACUAACUUUACAAACACUCAUAAUGAAGAGCUAAAGACAAGUAUUUCUUCUCCUUUCCAUUCUGUUCAUCCAGAAUCUGAUCUUAUGGGAAUACUAUCUUUAUUAUACAUAUUUAUUAGUUUUUGGUGCUUAUCAUAUCCUUUUAUUUCUUCCGUAAAGGAUAUCAACUUAAAUGGGCCAUAAUAAUAUCUUGAUAGAAAUCUUUUUUCAUGCAUUUUCGAUGUAGAAAGAGUCAGCUUAUAUAUAAGGAUUAUACUUGUCUUGAAAAUGAGUUACAUAAACUCGAGCUGGAUUUUUGGUAAAAAUUGCAGCCUAAAAUAACUGCUUUUGUAGGCAGCAAAAAAAUCCUUGGUACAUUUUUGCAUUUAACACAAUUCACAAAAUCAGAAAUUUAUUUGCAUAGGUGCAUGGAUUAAAAUGACCACUACAUACAAGGCACCAUGACUAGUCUUCUGUAACCUAUAUGUCUGUACACAUACACAUAGAUAUAUAUGCAAUAUUUGCUCUGCUUCUUAUUCCUGUUAAAUUUUCAAGUGAUUUGCUCUCAGUAGCCCUGAAAUGAUUGUAAAAGAAACUAUAAAGAACUACAUGGUUGUACAACUAUUUUAGAAAAAGUUUGAACCAAUACCUUGGGUGUUUUAUUUUUGUAUAUAUGUCAAGUUAUUAAUAACACUUUAACAAUGUGGCGAUUACAGAUGGUAUAUAUAAUGCUUGUUGUGAUUCAGAUAUCUCUUAGUUUUGAGUCAUGGUGACAGUGACCUGCUUUGCAAUUUGACAAAUGAUUAAAAGGACAUAUGCUGGCUUCCAGUGAGUCUUGAA